UUUUGAAAGAGAAAAAAAAAAGAAACAAAUAUAAGAAUACAAUUUAAAUAAAAAAAAUGUAGUCCCAUCUCAACUCUCAACCCAACAUGCACAAUUUUGUUGUAAAUGUAGUACAAAAGGUUGACAAGGACAAUAAUAAUAAUAAUAAUAAUAAAUAAAUACAUAUACAAAAAUAGGAAGUGGUAGCAAUUUACAAGACUGUAGAGAGGGAAACAGAGAUGCUGUCUAUUUCCGUGAUUUUGAAGUUUCGAUAAACCCAAAGCAUUUUUAGAGAGAGAGAGAGAUAGAGAGAAUGGAUGUGAGGAAAAUUGUAGUAGUAGUUGAAGACGUGGAAGUGGCAAGAACAGCUCUCCAAUGGGCUCUUCACAAUCUCGUUCGCUAUGGAGACCUCAUCACUCUUCUCCAUGUCUUUCCCUCUCUUAGAUCCAGGAGCAAGACCAAGAGUCGUCUUCUCCGAUUGAAUGGCUUCCAGUUAGCUCUCUCUUUCCAGGACAUCUGCAACCAUUUUCCCUAUACCAAGGUUGAGAUUAUUGUGACAGAGGGAGACCAAGAGGGGAGGAAAAUUUCCGCCAUGGUUAGGGAGAUUGGAGCUUCUGCUAUUGUUCUUGGUCUCCAUGAUCAUAGUUUUCUCUACAAGUUGGCAUUGGCCCACAACGAUAUUACAAAAAGCUUUAGUUGCAGAGUUUUGGCUAUCAGGCAACCACCAUCCUCAGCAUCAGGGAGAAAGACAAGGGCAAGGGCCAGUACUACUGCUUCACUUGCUCUAGACAAUUCAAUUAGCAUGGAUUUUUCACAAAUCGACAUCAGUGGAGUACUACGGCUGCCUGAUCUUCCUCCGCCGAAAAUUCCUUACAGAAUCUGCCCAAGUCCUUCUGCCAUCAUCUGGAGAUCAAGAAAGUCAAGGAGAAAGUGAAAAUACAAGUCCCUGAGGAUCAAAUAUACAACAAUAUUACGACUUCCUUUACAGUCAGGUUCAGUCUCAUCCAACUUAUACCACUUAUUGGAAACAUCUUCAGCCUUAUAUAGUCUUCACCAUUUGAUGAUCAAAUUGAACAUUCAUCUAUACAAAAUUCGAUUUUACAAAGGAAUAAGGGAAUUCUGUAAUGUUGCUCAUCAUGUUUUAGCUUUUCCCUUUUUUCAUUGAAAUCACUGUAAAUUAUAAAAUUUAGUGUUCUAAUUUCCCAAUUAUCAUUUAGAGAAAAAAAAAAAAAAAAAGAGAGAGAAAGAUUUGAUAUUUGCUCAGCCUUUACUUUUUGUUUUGGUAAUCUCCAUAUUGGCAAGACCGGCUAAUAAAUUCUUUCACGCAA
Messenger RNA from Cannabis sativa, 1307 nucleotides. RefSeq lists its product as uncharacterized. Lineage: Eukaryota; Viridiplantae; Streptophyta; Magnoliopsida; Rosales; Cannabaceae. Bases 293 to 913 code for a protein of 206 amino acids. The record is from RefSeq and is a predicted model, not a curated record. The transcript is spliced from 4 exons.